AUGGAGGGGUCCAAGGACGGCGUCGCGCCCUGCGUGUGGAGCAUCAACAAGUCCAAGGGAUUUGGCGCAAAGAAGAUCAACUUUGUCGUCACCCUGAACGCACAGGGCAAUUCCGGGCGCCUGGACCGGUACUUCUACAAGGACGGACGUGGAAGCCUCGUCCCUGCUGACAGCUACCAGAUCAACCGGUUCAAGAACGGCCUCCAAAAGUGCUUCAAGGCUGCGCUCGACGCCGGCUUCACGGGCAUCCACAUCCUGCCGCACGUUGACCCGGUGGACGCCAGCGGGAAGGGCAUGUGGCGCAACGUCGUGAAGUUUGACCCCACCCAGAAGAUCGGCCCUGGCGGCAACGCCUUCAGCUAUGAGGACGUCCUGCUGACACCCACGGCCCAGGCCAUCAACGCUGUUGUGGGCCCCAACACCCUGGUCGAGUUCACUCUUACGGGGGAGCAGGGCCUGUCCGUCUUCACCUACCCCAACGCCUGGGCGGCGCUGCUAGACCGGACGAAGGCUGUCUCUGCCAAGGGCAAGGACGCGUCUCGCCACCUGACGGGCGUGAGCUUCAAUUGGGACAAAGUCUGCGGCUGCGUGGAACCAGAGGAGCGCGAUCCCAUCAAGUACAACAACACAUACCUGGAGCGCUUCUCACGCUUCAAGUCCAGCGGCGGCCUCGGCCGCAUUGACGUGGCGGGCGUGCGCAAGCUGCUGGACAAGAGUGAUUUCAUCGGCGCAUCUGGCUACGCCAGCACUGACCUCAAUGUGGUGGCGGCAUCUCAUGAGGUCUCCGCGGCCACCGUCAACUUUGAAUUCCUGUCAUUUGGCAUAGACUUGAGGACCUACAUGUUCCAGAAGAACAAGCCUUUUGUCUACAGCGAGCAGGGCCUGGGCGGCUGUCAGAGCAACGGUCAGAUCGCCCCUUCACUGCCCUGGGUGGCCAAGCACCCAUUCUGGGGCCUGUGGCCAGGCCAGUAUGAGACCAAGCUGGAUCCCUGGCAGAAUACCGAGUUCAAAGGCUACCGUCGCAGGUUCUAUGAUGCACUCUCCAAGUUUGCCCAGAACGGCGGCGGUGAGGAGCGCAAACUAGUUUAG
Messenger RNA from Monoraphidium neglectum, 1089 nucleotides. RefSeq lists its product as hypothetical. The record is from RefSeq and is a predicted model, not a curated record. The coding region runs from base 1 to 1089 and encodes 362 amino acids. The transcript has 11 exons. NCBI's taxonomy places the organism in Eukaryota, Viridiplantae, Chlorophyta, Chlorophyceae, Sphaeropleales, Selenastraceae.